CAAAAGGUUUCUUCUUUUACUUGCUCUUCCUUCUCCUCUUAUUUUUCAUCCUAAGACAGAUAUAAUUGUUGAUCCCCAAAAUAUUCAUCUAUUUAUUUUUUUUCUUUUGAGCGAAAUACUUUUCCAACGAAGCUAUUAUAUAUUCUAAAAGUUGAAUCAGAUCAAAUAAUGUUUGAGCAAUUAACUAUUUGUUAGAUCAAUAUUCCUUUAAUUGAUCUAAGUUAAGGGUGUGGCAGAUAAUUAAAAUCAUAGAGUAAUACUUUUAAUGAACAUUAAAUAAAUUAAUUCCUUUAAAUAGCUAAUAAUUAAGAAGAUGGAUAAGUAAUCAGAGGAGCAACCUCAGUAGAAAGAGUCUUAUCAGUUUUGGAAGGUUUAGAAGCUAAUAUUUCAGGAUCACUUGAAGCACUUGAAAAAAAUGAAAUUAAUGUAUCAUGAG
Messenger RNA from Paramecium sonneborni, 436 nucleotides. Lineage: Eukaryota; Ciliophora; Oligohymenophorea; Peniculida; Parameciidae. The record is from the annotation of a GenBank genome assembly.